AUGUUGUCCAAAAAAGGAUAUCAAGAAAUACGAUUACAACUUAACAAUAUUCCAGCAACAUUAACAAAUAAAAAACAAAAUAGUCUUCGUAAAUAUCUCAAUAAAAAUAUCAAGAAAUAUGAAUGUUCAAUGAAUUUUAUGCCAUUUGAACCAUUACCACAUAUAACGUACUUCAUCAAUCGAACAACAACUGAAGCAUGUGUACGACAACUUAUUCAAGCAGCAACAGUAUCAUCGGAAUUUACCAUUAAUACUGAAUCAAUAAAUAUAUAUAGAAAAGGCAAGAAGCCCGCAUUGAUGAAAUUGCAGAUUUUCUUACCACAUAAUUCAUCAUUUGUUGUAUUAAUUGAAAUGUAUCACUUACCAAAUGAAAAUCAUAUUUGUUUCAAAUUAACUCGAGAAUUAAUUGGUAUUAUUUUUUCUUCAAAUAAAUAA
Molecule: messenger RNA, 435 nt
Organism: Rotaria sp. Silwood1
Lineage: Eukaryota; Metazoa; Rotifera; Eurotatoria; Philodinida; Philodinidae
Source: the annotation of a GenBank genome assembly